UCUCCUGCCAGCUUUUCCUUUUUCUCAUUCUUCUCUCUCUCUCUCCAAAGUCCAUACUUUUUGAUUUGUGGAAUUACUCUUGUUCCUACCUGGUUCAGCACACCCUCCUCAAUCUCCUCCUCUUGUUCUUUCUCUUUUUGUUUUUUCAUUAUAAUAAAAAAGAUUCAGUUUUGUGUGUUGUUGCUGGUACCCAUUAGCAUUUUCUGUUCUGGGUCAAUGCGCUCAUCUUCUUUGCAAAUUAGGGCUUCAAUCCGUGCUCUGGAGUGAUCGAUUUUGGGUAUUUGUAGGAAAGUAAUGUAGCUAGAGAGGGUUGUGUUUGUUCUGAAUAAGAAAAGAUUUCAGCUUCAUUGUGGAGGGUGUUAGAAAUUUUGUAAAUUUUGCACCUUUUUUAUUUGCCCCUGAUUGUGGAUUUGUUCCAUAUUCCCCUUUCACGGCUAAUCGGACGAAUAGAUUGAAAAAUUUCGCUGGAUUUGAGUGGAUUCUUCGAUAGAGCUGGGAAAUUUUGACCUGGUGGACCUCUUUGUGCACAGAAUUUGGGAACAAAUCUGAGCCGGAAAGGCUUGCUGUAGUUACUGGGUGUGGGUGUUUUGAAGGUCUUUUAUGAUGGAUCAUGUUAUUGCUGGGAAGUUUAAACUGGGAAGGAAGAUUGGAAGUGGGUCUUUUGGGGAGCUUUAUAUAGCUGUUAAUAUACAAACUGGAGAGGAGGUAGCUGUCAAGCUGGAACCUGUGAAGACCAAGCAUCCCCAGCUUCACUAUGAGUCAAAAUUGUAUAUGCUUCUUCAAGGAGGAACGGGGAUUCCCCAUCUCAAGUGGUUUGGAGUAGAGGGAGACUACAAUAUCAUGGCAAUCGAUCUUCUUGGACCUAGUCUAGAAGAUUUGUUCAAUUAUUGCAACCGGAAGCUAACAUUGAAAACAGUGUUAAUGCUUGCUGAUCAAUUAAUUAACAGAGUUGAAUAUAUGCAUUCUAGAGGUUUCCUUCACCGUGACAUUAAGCCAGACAAUUUUUUGAUGGGCCUGGGACGUAAAGCAAACCAGGUGUACAUCAUUGACUAUGGCCUUGCAAAAAAGUAUAGGGAUCUUCAGACUCAUAGGCACAUACCAUACAGGGAAAACAAGAACCUUACAGGCACAGCUCGGUAUGCAAGUGUCAACACUCAUCUUGGAAUUGAACAAAGCAGAAGGGAUGAUCUGGAAUCUCUUGGUUAUGUGCUCAUGUACUUCUUAAGAGGAAGUCUUCCUUGGCAGGGACUGAAGGCUGGCACCAAAAAACAAAAAUAUGAUAAAAUCAGCGAGAAGAAAAUGUCAACUCCUAUAGAGGUUCUCUGCAAAUCAUAUCCCUCGGAGUUUGUAUCAUAUUUCCAUUACUGCCGAUCAUUGCGGUUUGAGGACAAACCUGAUUAUUCAUAUUUAAAGAGGCUCUUUCGAGAUUUAUUUAUUCGAGAAGGCUAUCAAUUUGACUAUGUUUUUGAUUGGACUAUAUUGAAGUAUCCACAGAUUGGUGGCAGCUCUAGAGGGCGGCACGACAGUGGCAAGGCAGCCAUGCAUGCCGGACCAUCUGUACAAAAGCCAGAAAAGAUAUCAGUUGGGAAAGAGAUUCGAGAAAAAUUCUCUGGUGCUGUUGAUGUUUUCUCCCGGAGGAACCCAACAAAUUCUAGUCCACGCGGUGAUCACUCCAAACAUAGGGGUUUUGAGGAAGUAGCAGUACACAAGGAUGGGUAUCAUGAUCAAGAGAAGGGACGCAAUUCAUCUCGAUAUGGCAGCAGCUCAAGGAGAGCCAUAAUCUCAUCGUCUACCCGGCCAAGUUCCUCCGGCGAUCAUACUGACAGUCGUACUGGCCGGCUAACCUCAAGUGGUAGCCGUCCAGCUACUGCACAUAAAAAUAUUCAACCUAUGUAUGAAACCAAACAGCCCUCUUACACGCGCACUGGAUCCAGCAGAGGCAACCGCGAUGAUCCUCUCCGGAGUUUUGAGCUCCUCUCUAUCAGGAAGUAACUAGAAUAUCCAGUUUCAAUUUGCCACAAAGACAUUUUCUAAAUUUUAGUGCACCUGUUUAUCCGAGAACCAUUGAUCUCAAGCAUUAUGGAAUCAUGUUCAUGUAUAUUAUUGAAUUGCCAUGAGCCAUGAGGUCAUAAUCAACUUCACUUGCUGUUACAUUUUGUGGACCAAGGUGGACUAUUUUCUGCCCCCUAGAUAUGCCUUCUGAAGAAGGUUUCUCGGAUGUUGUAUCAUGUUCCUAAACAUGCUCCUGAGAACUCAACCAGGGUCCUUUUUCUUUUUAUUAGAAAAACUUGUUUUCUUUUCCAUAAAUCAAAAUAGAUGAAAGUAGAGUUGUAGUUUAUGAUAAACUUGUUAUGGUUUCUUUGCAAUGAGACCCGACACUACCACUAUGUUUCCCUUGUUAUGAGAGUGGAAUUAUUAAUGUUAGAAAUUGGUCUCAAGCUACAAUAGCGGUUUGAGAUCUUUCAUUAUUCAUUUCU
Messenger RNA from Cajanus cajan (pigeon pea), 2477 nucleotides. Its product is annotated as casein kinase 1-like protein 6. The record is from RefSeq and is a predicted model, not a curated record. Gene Ontology annotation, molecular function: protein kinase activity; ATP binding. Lineage: Eukaryota; Viridiplantae; Streptophyta; Magnoliopsida; Fabales; Fabaceae. Gene Ontology annotation, biological process: protein phosphorylation.